UCUCUUUACAGCUGCUCUCUGAAGCAUUAAAUACAAAAUAACAGAAAAUCACUGAAUUACUAUUUUAGACUGCACAGGUUUCCAUUAUUUAUACAGAAAUGUAGCCAGACCCAUGUUUAGUUUUAGAGCUAUGAUCAAUAAUUCAUGAUUAUACCAUUUAGUUAAGCCUGAGUGCAGGUUAGGGUUUUUGCAGUAAUGAUGAUGGCUCAUUUUACUUAAAGGCCUGAAGAAUACAUGAUUUUGAUGUGAAAAUGGCCAAUCAGGUACUGCAUGAUGUUUACAGAGUGAAAAAGCAAGGUUAAAAGGGCUUAUCAAGUACUUUUAUAUAAGUUUUGUACUCUCAAAUAGUCUGAAAUAUGCAGUACUGCAAAGUACUGUCUGAACAAAAUAUGACUGAAAACAAGAAUCAGCCACCCAUAACCACAGACUAAAAAAAGCCUGUGCUUUAAGAUGAAUACAGUGUGCACUGUGAAAAAUGGUAAACCUAAACCUUAGUCCUAAGUUUCAUUUCCCCCUACAGGCCAAUCAGAAAUGAAAGUACAUGCUACACCGAUGGUCGCCCAGGCCUCCCCAAGUUGUGUUGCUUUACUGAACCAUGAACACAACCGGACAUUUUCUAUCAUCUUAAAGGAUUCCUGUAAUCCUAGCACCUGUUCGCCAAUCACUUAUUAUCACAUACAGUGGCUAUCAGACCAGGCUUUGUAAAGGGUAGAGGAUUUGAAUGUGUGUGGUUCGUGACAAAUGGGAAGUGAAGCUGGUUAAUAAUACACACGACGGGCUAAUGUAGCCAUCUGUUACUUUCACUACUUUGCCCAGCACAAUAUCGAACAACUUAUCAUCAAUGUUACAUUUCUCUUGUGUGCUCAAUCCAACCUGACAACCUCUUCCGCAUCUCUCAUGUGAAUAUGUUCUUCCAGCUGAUGUAUGUGUCACUGUUGGGCCUGUGGUGUUGUCUCUACAUAUCAACGGCAAGAAUUGUGUACCCCAAAACCCUGCCGUGUGAUGUUGUUGAGGAUGAGAAUGGUAGCGUGGUGAGAGUGGACUGCACUAAGAGGAACCUCAAAUAUGUUCCCCUUGGCAUCCCAAGUGAAACUACCAACCUGACUCUUACCAUUAACCAUAUUCCUACACUAAACUCCACCUCCUUUCAUGGUCUGGAUAACCUGACGGAGAUUGACAUGAGGUGCAACUGUGUGCCUGUCAAAAUCGGCCCCAAGGACCACGUUUGUGUCAAGAGUGUGACAAUAGAGGAACAUACCUUCUCAAGCCUGAAGAAUCUGCGGGCACUGUAUCUAGAUGGAAAUCAGCUCGACAGCAUCCCCGAAGACCUGCCAUCAAACCUGAUCUUACUGAGCUUGGAAGUCAAUCACAUUUAUAAACUUUCUAAAGCAAAUCUUUCCGGCAUCCGAAAUAUUGAGAUCCUUUACCUUGGUCAAAACUGCUAUUUUCGUAACCCAUGCAAUAACUCCUAUGAUAUAGAGAACGGUGCAUUUUCACAGCUUAUCAAUUUAACACUGUUGUCUCUUAAGUCAAAUAACUUAUCCAACAUUCCACAUGAGUUACCCACAAGUCUAAAGGAGUUGUAUCUGUACAACAAUAACAUUAGAGAAGUCACAGAGGAGGAUUUCAAAAACUUAACAAAUCUUGAGAUUCUGGAUAUUAGUGGAAACUGUCCUCGGUGUUAUAACGCCCCUUAUCCAUGUAAUCCAUGCCCAAAUAACUCACCGCUUCAAAUUGCUGACACAGCUUUUAAAAUGCUGGCAAAACUAAAAAUCCUGCGGAUCCACAGCAACUCUCUGAAAUUUGUGGCACCUCAAUGGUUUAUCAACACGACAGAGCUAAGAAUACUCGAUCUGUCAUCUAACUUCUUAGCAAGAGCAAUAGUGGAUGCUGCUUUUCCACAGUUCCUUGGUAAACUGGAAGAACUGGACCUUUCAUUUAACUAUGAGCUUCAGAUAUACCCUCAAACACUGAAACUGAGCAAGCAGUUCUCAAACCUCACUUCACUUAAAAUUCUCAGGUUGAAGGGCUAUGUGUUUCAGCAGCUACAGCCAGAGAGCAUUGAACCUUUGAAAUUUUUACCAAAACUAGAAGUUGUAGAUUUGGGAACAAAUUUUAUUAAAAUCACAAAUCUUAGUAUUCUGAUGGAAUUGAAAAGCUUCAAAAUAAUUAGCCUGUCAGACAACAAAAUAUCUUCCCCCUCUGAUGGGGAAGACACUGUUGGUUUAUCUGGAGGUGAGCCCUUGUACUGGUCUCCUAUGCCUACCGCUGAGCAAUACAAAAGUAGAGAAGUCAGAGAGAUUCAUUACUUCAGAUAUGACGAAUACGCUCGCAGCUGCAAAUACAAAGAUAAAGAACUGGGAACUGUUACGUCUUUUGUCAAAAAGAAAUGCAGUCAGUUUGGCAAAACCCUAGAUGUGAGCAGAAACAACAUUUUCUUCUUACAUUCAAGAUUUUUAAAUCUUAAAGAGCUCAGAUGUCUCAAUCUGUCUGGGAAUGCAAUGAGCCAAAGUCUGAAUGGCUCUGAAUUCACCUAUCUGACAAACUUAAAAUACCUAGAUUUUUCCUCAAAUCGCCUGGACCUACUCUAUCCCACUGCCUUCCAAGAGCUGAAAAAUCUGGUUAUUUUGGAUAUAAGUAAUAACAACCACUACUUUGAAUCAGAGGGCUUGACACACAUGCUUAAUUUCACUAAGAAUUUAAAACAUCUCAAGAUACUGCUGAUGAACAACAACAAGAUCUCCACCUCUACUAACACAGAGCUGGAGAGUGAAUCUCUUCAGAGGUUAGAGUUCAGAGAUAACCGAUUAGAUAUGCUGUGGAGAGACGGGGAUACCAGGUAUGUCAAUUAUUUCAAAAAAUUAAGAAAUCUGACUGUCCUUGACAUCUCUCAUAACAACCUUAAAGAUAUUCCAAGAGAGGUGUACAGCGGUUUACCUGAUAAACUGUCUGAGCUCUACAUCAGAGGUAACACACUAAAAUCUUUUAGAUGGGGGGAACUAAAACUUCUGCUUUCUUUGCAGGUUUUAGAUCUAACCGGAAACUAUUUAACUACUGUUCCGCAUAUGCUGUCAAACUGUACCAGAUCUCUCAAGAAGCUCAUUUUACAUAAUAAUAAAAUCUUCAAAUUAACACCAGAUUUCCUCAAAGGCGCCUACAGUUUAACAUAUCUGGAUCUUAGCUAUAAUGUCAUAGAAUACAUAGAAGAGUCUAGUUUCCCUGAUGAUGUUGUUAAUAAAAUGCAUAAAUUGCUUUUGCACAAUAAUAGAUUUCAGUGCAACUGCAAUGCCACGUUAUUCAUCCAGUGGCUUAACAGGACCACAGUGACCAUCCCCAAACUGGGAACAGAUGUUAGAUGUGCCUAUCCUGAAGCAAAGAGAGGUGAUCUUGUUAUCUCAGCUAACUUGUUGGCUUGUCAGCACCGCUACCUGUCACUCAUCCUCUGCACCCUCAUGACUUCAAUUAUUGUCAGCUUUGUCACCCUCUCGAUCUCUAGCCAUCUCUUCCUAUGGGACAUCUGGUACAUCUACCACUUCUGUAGAGCCAAACUCAAAAACUAUGGCCGCCUACACUCCCAGAGUUCCCUCUUCGAUGCUUUUGUGAUAUACGACAAGACAGAUCCUGCAGUAUCAGAGUGGGUCAUGAAAGAAAUGUGCGUUCACCUGGAGGACCACGGCGAGCGUCGUCUCUCGCUGUGUUUGGAGGAACGUGACUGGAUCCCCGGGUGUCCCCUGAUUGAUAACCUCUCCCAGAGCAUCAACAAGAGCAAGAGGACUGUAUUUAUUCUUACCAAUAAAUACAUUCAAAGUGGAAACUUCAAGAUAGCUUUCUACAUGGCCCAUCAAAGGCUGAUGGAUGAAAAAGAUGACGUUAUAGUGCUGAUCUUCUUGGAGAAAGUACCAUGUAAUUCAAAGUACCUCAGAUUAAGAAAAAGACUGUAUAGUCGCUCCGUUUUACAGUGGCCAUCAAACCCUCAAGCCCAGCCAUACUUCUGGUUCAGCCUAAAAAAUGUGUUAGCCACUGAAAGUCACAAACAGUACAACAACCUCUUCAAAGAGAUAUUGUAAAUUUACUGUAAAUUGUUUUUGAGAC
Molecule: messenger RNA, 4092 nt
Organism: Sphaeramia orbicularis (orbiculate cardinalfish)
Lineage: Eukaryota; Metazoa; Chordata; Actinopteri; Kurtiformes; Apogonidae
Product: toll-like receptor 7
Exons: 2
Coding region: 906-4067 (1053 amino acids)
Biological process (GO): defense response to virus; canonical NF-kappaB signal transduction; positive regulation of interleukin-6 production
Cellular component (GO): plasma membrane
Molecular function (GO): protein binding; pattern recognition receptor activity
Source: RefSeq, a predicted model, not a curated record